AUGGAAACUACAAUAACCCCUCUACCAAUGGAAACUACAAUAACCCCUCCGUCAAUCCAAAUUGCAAAAGAUGUUGUGGUAGAAGAUGAGGAUGAAGAUGACAUGGUAGGAGAUGAGGCUGAUGAUGUUGUGGUAGGAGAUGGGACUGGAGAUGUUGUAUUAGGAGAUGAGGCUGAAGAUGUUGUGGUAGGAGAUGAGGCUGAAGAUGUUGUGGUAGGAGAUGGGACUGGAGAUGUUGUGGUAGGAGAUGAGGCUGAAGAUGUUGUGGUAGGAGAUGGGACUGGAGAUGUUGUUAAAGUGGCUAAAUCUGAGUAUUGGGAUGUAAAUGUCAUUAGUAAGUAA
Messenger RNA from Vicia faba (fava bean), 342 nucleotides. The record is from the annotation of a GenBank genome assembly. NCBI's taxonomy places the organism in Eukaryota, Viridiplantae, Streptophyta, Magnoliopsida, Fabales, Fabaceae.